Molecule: messenger RNA, 1382 nt
Organism: Syzygium oleosum
Lineage: Eukaryota; Viridiplantae; Streptophyta; Magnoliopsida; Myrtales; Myrtaceae
Product: BTB/POZ and MATH domain-containing protein 3-like
Exons: 4
Coding region: 254-1342 (362 amino acids)
Biological process (GO): protein ubiquitination
Molecular function (GO): protein binding
Source: RefSeq, a predicted model, not a curated record
UUUCCUCCUGCGGACGCACACGCUCACACACGACGGCGACCGUCGAAUUCAAACCUGCCCCCUCCCAAAUGAGUAGUCCUCUGCUUCUUCAUCUCCGAUGAAGAACGUUUCCAAGAUUUCCCUCCGGUUCCUCCACAGAGUCUUCUCCGAAAUCCGGCCUUGAUACGUGACCGGGAUCACCCGCCACCAAGAACCGGCCAGGACCGCCGCCGCCUCGACCCCACGGGACCCUGCCCCUGCCGUCGCUCCGCCCAUGACCGCCGGACACGACGAGUGCGACUCUAGAGUGGUGUUCAACGCGGUGAACGGCUCGUGCACGUUCGCGAUCCCCAACUUCUCGCAGGCCCAGUGCCUGGCGGUGGGCCAGUUCUUGGCCAGCGAGGUGUUUGCCGCCGGCGGCUACAACUGGGCCAUCCGCUUCUACCCCGGCGGCAGGAACCCGGCGGACAGCGACUACUCGUCGGUGUACGUCGAACUGAUGAGCGAGGCCUCGGACGUGAGGGCGUUGUUCAUGCUCAGGCUGGAGGACCAGAGCGGGAACGACAACCACCUGGUCUUCACCCAUUUCGAUUACUCCCUCGUGAACGGCCCGUACACGAUCAUGUACGGAAACAUGUGGGGAUACCGUCGGUUCUUGAAGAGAGAUCAUCCCGAUGCAUCGCACUACAUCAAGGACGACUGCCUUACCCUGCAAUGCACCGUCGGAGUUGUGAAGGCCCGACUUGAGGGACCGAGACGCUACAGAGUUGCCGUUCCGCCGUCGGACAUGGGUCGGGGUCUGAAUGCCCUGUUGGAUUCUGGAUUGGGUACCGACAUAAAUUUCGUAGUUGGCGACGAAAUCUUUAAAGCCCACAAGAUGAUUCUCGCUGCUCGAUCACCGGUAUUCAGAGCCCAGUUUUUCGGUCCUGUUGGCGACCGUAACAUCAAGCAACUCGUCGUGGAGGACGUGGAUCCUUCCAUUUUCAAGGCAAUGCUGGAAUUCAUCUACACCGACGAGUUUCCCGACGUCGGCGAGAUCGCGGGCUCGACCUCUCGUUUUGCAUCCACCAAUGUGGUGCUGCAUCUAGUGGCUGCUGCUGACCGCUACGGUCUCAAUCGAUUGAGACUACUGUGCGAGUCGAAGUUGGGCAAGCAGAUCACCAUUGUUACGGUGGCGACCAUACUCGCGCUGGCGGAUCAGCACCAGUUCCCCAACCUGAAGGCAAUGUGCCUGAAAUUUGCUACAAACCCGGCAAACUUGAGAGCGGUGACGGAGUCGGAAGGCUUCAAGCACCUGGAGGGGAGCUGCCCUUCGGUGUUGUCGGAGCUGCUCCUGGCCGUCAGCGACCAGCACAGUCGAUGAGCUUGCCGGCCAUCCGGGGAGGAGGAACAGCAGCAGCAGC